GGCGGCCACACUCGAAUGCACGGCCGCGGGGUGAAUGACACCGACACCUUCGCACUCGAGGCGAAGGUGGCCGAGCCCGAGGGCCGAAGGGCGAGCCGAAGGGCGCGAGCACGGCGACCAAAGUCACUGCCAGCGAGAUAAUUGCAUUGCAACCGGCCUGAAGGGCCCUGCUGCCGUUGCUGAUUGGCGACACACACACGGCAAGUCCUUGGCACGCUGACCUCGGCAACGGACAAGCGUCGCCCAAAGCGCAGGCAGCUUUUGGCCGCGGCGGAAUAUUCCACAAGUGAGAUUACACGCGAGAUCCGCCGAGAGCGAGAGUCGAGAGGCCGCUCGCCGCGCCCGGGGCUGAUAGGCGGCGCGGGGGUGAUUUUUAGCAGGUGGAUGAUGAGGUGAUUCCUCUGCGAUAACGCGCAGAGGACAACAAGCUAAUCCGAGGGUCUCGGCCCGGCAUUAAGCAAUGGGUCGGCGGUAAAAGCAUGGGGAAAUUAAAAUUAAAAUGUGCUCCCGAUCUUCAACGGACUAUAUUAUAAUCCGUCUACGUUUAGUAAAACGGCCAAUUAGUGGUGGGGGGUCGUCGGGCGCCACCGGGCCCGCCGGGCCCGCCCGAGGUGCAGCACAGAGGAGAGGCCGAGGCCGAUAGGCCGGUCGGGCGACACCAGUCGAGAUCUAGCCACGUCACCGAACGGUACUCCAAUAAACGGCUUGUCGCGGGCGCGGCAGAACUCGGCACAAUAACGGAAUUAAAGAGUUUAUUGCGCUCAAGUCUGACCAUCAAGACAAAAAGACAGUGAAUCCAACAAUCUGACUGGACUAUUCCCCAAACAGAAAGUCCAAAUUGAUGCAUUAUCGAAAAAAAAAAAAAAUCAGCACUAGUUGCACUACCCGUCAAAUCGCAUCAUCAACCGAAAAAAAAUCUUCAUCGGAAUUUAAAUCUCCGAAACCAAACCACCAGCAUUCACAUCAGCUGCUAUCGCACCUCCGCGGUGCACACAGUUAAUCAGGACCUACGCAAAUUGAGGCAGGAUAUAAUUUAAUUAAGAUUCGCCACAUCACACCCUGUAGGAGAGCACUGGCGAUCUGCAAACUCCGUCCGAAAAGCUGCGCCUCUCGCGGCUGAUAUUAAGUAGCGAUCAAGUGUAUAGGGGGCCGUCUCCGCCCCAUAAGCACAACACGCAGACCUAACAGUAAUACGCAGCACAUCCAAUCGCACUUUGACCACACAAGUAACCAUCGUACGGAGGGUAAAAUUGAUAACACCACGGUAAUACCCAUCCCGACCAGGGUUAAAAUAGAGCACACUACCGGACACACACUCAGUAGUGAUCGGAGCUUCACAGAGAGAACAUCGUCCACAAUAGCAGCAUUCAUCAUCCAUGGAGCAGGUGCGUGAGGAGGAAGGGUUGGCAAAUGCCAUCGGUGAAACAAGUAACACUGACCCAGCACACAAUCCACAUGAUGACCCUAGGAGGGACAGACACGGCAUUGGCCGCAAUAUGACCCCAAACCAUGCGGCUGCGGCCCCCAUCCCAAUUCCCCCAAACGGCAGCAAGGUUUUCGUGGGAGCAGACUACGAAUUCGAGGAAAAGGAACUAUACUACAAAGCCUGUAGUGAGCACACUUGGGCCCUUGACAGACCCGAAGCGACGAAUUUCGUCCUACAGCAGGCGUUCCCCGCCCCCCCUCCCUCCCCAGACCCCCGGCAGGUGAUGCAGGUCACGACCGCGACCGGGCACGAUGUCCGGUUUCUCAUGAUAGGCGACUCCUACAUUUCGUGUUUGAGGGCACCCACAGAGGACCAGUGUAUGCCCCUAUUCACCGUCCACCACCUCCCACCGAACCGGCACACGCCCCAAAGAUCCAAGAAAUACUGGAUUGGCUCGGAUAGGGUCAAAGCAUUUCACAGAUACUACAAAGAUAACCAUGACACCAACAAGGGACACAGUGUGCCAUACGGCGACAUGAGUACCAUCGACAGCAGGAAGCGGACGAUGGAGAUGCCGUACAACAUUUACCCCACCAAGAGGACUGUGAACAGCGGCAACAUGCAGGCGGUGGAGGAAGCCAUCCGCAAAUUUGUCGAUGGAGAAGGAGGCGAAGGGCUGGUCGUGAUCAGCGGGCACAUCGGGGUGCUCCACCAGCGCGACGAGAGCGAGUACAUGCCCAUGUACUUCUUCAAGAUGCUCCUGCGAUCGCCCACCUUUGGGCCCAUUCCAAUGGGCUGCAUCUUGAUGUCCAACAACGCGGGCGAGAUCGCCGAAGCACGCCUGCCAAAGGGCGGUAAAAAGCCGAAGUGGAUUGGCAAUAAGGUCAAGGAGCGCGAGGCAGCGAUGGGGAUCACACGUUUCGUGGAGGUCCGUGAAUUUUUCCAUUGGGCAGGGAAGCACUUUCCUGAGGCAAUUACCCCGCAAAUCGUCGUGGAAAACAUGAAGGUUCUGGUCGAUUUUCUUAGCCCUGCCGCGCAGUUGACGGCGGCACCCCGUCCCUAUCGCCAACCACUCGGUUUACUUCAGGAGAGAAAUUUAACAGAAGUUAUCGAUGGCCAGGGUUCGCCUCCUGCGUGUUAACCAGCUCCUAAUUCCACCGUAGAAAAUUCUA
Messenger RNA from Frankliniella occidentalis (western flower thrips), 2598 nucleotides. RefSeq lists its product as uncharacterized. NCBI's taxonomy places the organism in Eukaryota, Metazoa, Arthropoda, Insecta, Thysanoptera, Thripidae. Gene Ontology annotation, molecular function: nucleic acid binding; hydrolase activity; metal ion binding. The transcript is spliced from 2 exons. The record is from RefSeq and is a predicted model, not a curated record. Bases 1377 to 2567 code for a protein of 396 amino acids.